UAUUUUUAACAAAAUGUUUAAGUCCCUAAAAUUUAACUUUGUAAUUAUUAUUCAUCAGUUUUGAACAGUUUGCAGUACCCCAAUCACAUUGUUAUAUUGUUUCAAUAAUGUUGCACGUACGCAAGUUUUGGCUUCGUAUGCGUCAUAUAGCAUAUAGGUAGGUCGCGGACGGAACACGAUUAGAGUACAUACCAUUACUAUACGUAUAAUCUUUGAUAUACUAUAAUGCCGUUUGUUCCGUUUCGUUUUAUCCGAAAUUUCCCUAACAAUGUUCGCAAUGCGAACCACUGGACCAUAAGCUUUAUGCCAAAAAUACGAGCAACAUCACGGAUAAAAUUCCACAAGGUAUGUCUAUAUAUACGUAAAGUCAACGAACUCUUUUGAAAUCGUGAGAAGUUCGCAAAUAACCGACUUUGAAUACGAUGAACUUGGUCAGCAGAGUGAAGAGUUUCGUUCAUAACCUUUUCAAUGCUCCCUCAACAACAAGAAUUACGGAUGCCAAAUAUUAACUGUAGCAGAUACGGAAGAAGAGUUAAAUGAAUUUAUAAGUCAAGUUAGACCUUGUGUGCCAAAACUAAAUCAUUUAGCUUUAGAUGCUCCGGCGGGUAAUAAGGACAUUAAUGAGAAGGAUAAAUCAAAUAAAUCCAGAAAGAAAGCAAGAAAGAAAUUUAAAAAAUCUGAAGAAGAUGCAGCGGCUUAAAUAAUAAGUCAGUACCAACAAUCGCUAGAGGACAACCAUAAGGAUGGGCUUGGACUGGAGCUAAGCGAUCAAGACAUUCCAAAGAAAACGAAAGGCACUGAUUUCAGACUGCAAGAUAGUAGAAGCCAUGAUAUGGACGAUGACAGCCAGGACUACAGAAAUGAGGACCACAAAAAUAGAAACAGGGAGCAUGAAGACGGUGUGGAAGAGACUAACAAGCCAGACAGACAAAAUAAUGUAGUGGACCAAUUAAAACUAAAACUAAGGGAAGAAAGAAGGCACAGGUUAAGAGCGAUUGAAGCUCUCAGCGUAUUAAGAGAAAAGAAAGAAGAGGAGAAGAGACAAAAGGAAGAUGAAGAACACAAGAAAAAGGCUGAGAAAGCUGAAGUGGCCGCUCAAGAAAAACAAAAAGAAGUACGAGGAUUUCCUCAGAUUAUGAAUGCCGAUAGCGAAAUACCUGUGAAGAAAGCAGCUGUUCAAGAGGCUUAUGCUCAAAAGGAGCUCAGCAGAUUUUAUAUAAACAUGAUGUACGCAGCAUGGGGACGUAGUCGGCUUUCCGAACGGUGCGUAAAGAAGACAAAAAAAAUAAGGACUUGAAGGUUCUCACUCCCAGGAAAAAAAGGUCUGUGAGGGCGCAUUUUGAACACUUCCUGAACCAUUACAAGUUUCCAGAACAGCUGCAUAAUCACUAUUUAGGAUUAGUAAAUAACUAUGCCAGGCGGGCAAUCAAUGGAGCAAAAGCUCACGUUAAAACGAUCACAGAGUAUCAAGAACUCGGUUCUGACUACGAUGAAGAGGAACUAGAGAUGAUAGAGCUAUAAAAAUAACUUGUUUAAAAGCUACUUCUAAAAUAUAGUACAUUGUUUACCAUUACGUAAUUUCAUAUUAUUUAUUUUGUAUUACAAAUAAAUAAUGCCCUUCUACCACGAACAAAUAAUGGCUCGAAAGGAAACA
Nasonia vitripennis (jewel wasp) is the source of this 1654-nucleotide messenger RNA. RefSeq names its product chromatin assembly factor 1 subunit A-A-like. NCBI's taxonomy places the organism in Eukaryota, Metazoa, Arthropoda, Insecta, Hymenoptera, Pteromalidae. The coding region runs from base 833 to 1297 and encodes 154 amino acids. The transcript is spliced from 7 exons. The record is from RefSeq and is a predicted model, not a curated record.